Messenger RNA from Parascedosporium putredinis, 3429 nucleotides. The record is from the annotation of a GenBank genome assembly. NCBI's taxonomy places the organism in Eukaryota, Fungi, Ascomycota, Sordariomycetes, Microascales, Microascaceae.
AUGGAUCAUUCAAGACCAGGUCUUGACCUGGAGAAGGAACUCACCUGCUCAAUCUGCACAGAGCUUCUCUACCAGCCUCUUACCCUCCUCGACUGCUUGCACACCUACUGCGGCGCCUGUCUAAAGGACUGGUUCAGUUUUCAGGCCGCCUCGGUCGACUACGCGCCCACCCCUCCCGCUCCAGGAACCCCGAUCUUCACCUGUCCGUCAUGUCGAUCCGGGCGAAAAGAGGAGAUUAUGAGCAAGUACAAGCCCGGCCAGAAUGUGCUGCCCAAGAUCAACAUGGACAAGUCGGCCGAGCAGCUUCGCGCCGAAGAAGAGGACCGGCGACUGAUGGAGGAGGUGCGGGUCAUGAGCUUGAGAGAGGCGGGCGUCGAGUCCUCCUCGUUAGCGCCAGCUUCGCGCCGACGGCGAGCCGAAAGCCGAAGUCGGGAUGCCAGCCGCGAUAGCCGCCAGCCAAGACGAGCGACGGAGGGCGCGGCACGGCUGCGGGGCGAAGAGGGCCGGACACGAAACGGAGUAGAGACGCGGCGGCGGGCGGACGAAUCGGCAGAAGCGAGAACAACGCGGCAGAUUGAGCACCAGUCGUCGAUCCGUUCGCUCAUUAGCGCGACAAAUAUGAGCGAGAGGGACAUUGAACGGGAGAUUGAAGAGUUUGCGCGGCAGAUCCAGGAGGAAGGCAUACUCGACGGACUCGACCUCGACAACAUUGACCUGGAACGCGACGACGAGCUGAGUCGGCGCAUCACGGAAGCGUAUAGGAGACGACAACGGGAUCGCGCGAGGCAGCCGGAGCCGGCAAGACGAGGCGGCGCGGCGCCACCAAACGAGACGCGGUCCGAGGUGGGUGGCGGGGUCGAACUACAGCGACCUCGAGACGAAGGCCGGGCGGUCAGCAGGCGAAGAAACUCGACGGGGGCGAGGAUGCACGCGGAAGAUCCAACCCGGUCGCAGACCAGCUCCGGUCACCUCGAAGUGCAACCCGAGCAGCGGCACCGGCGGAGGACGGCGAGCUCGUCGCGGACAUCCACCACGCCCGUCACGCCGAGCCCGGUCAUCAUCCCGCCAACCACACGAUCACACACCGACUUGGGCAACCAGACGCGCCCAGGCACGGCUAACCCGAGAUCCGUGUUGCCCGAGGCCCGCAGCACAAGCUCGCCGUCCUCGACGACGACGGCAGCGCAGCCGCACGAUUUGCCUAGCCCCACGCGCAUGCAGCGGUCGCACCGGCCGGCCGAGCUGGGGCUCCUCAACCAGUCGGCGCACAGCAGCCCCAUGGACAGUCCGACGACGCUGUCUCCGGGCAUCAAGAGGCCGCCGCUGCGAUUUACCGAGCCCGCGCUCAGCUGCUCGCGCUGCCACCGGCAGAAUAUCGAAUACGGCGUGCACUACAACUGCGGGGCGUGCGCGGGGGCAACUGGAACAUUUGCUCAGACUGCUACCGAGGCGGCAAGGGGUGUCUGCAUUGGUUCGGCGCCCGCACAUACUGCGGCCGAGCCGGUACGCGCUCCCAAGGAGGCGCCGAUCCGAAACGAAGACGGCUGGCUGCAGACGGCGGAAGACCCGAUGCAGAGGCUGCAGAGCGGGACGUUUUGCGACAAGUGCUCGGCGUGGUCCAACGGGUGCUACUGGCGGUGCGGGACGUGCAACUUUGGCGACUGGGGGUUCUGCAACAACUGCGUCAACCAGGGCCGGUGCUGCUCGCACCCGCUCCUGCCGUACGUGUACCAGCCGCCGUCGACGACGCACAACACGCCGCCCGGGAGCCCGCGGGCGCCCAAGGCGCCGCACAACACGUCCAUCUCGGCGGGGUCUCUGUCGGCGGCGGCGGCGGGCGGCGGGUUCAGCAGCUUCCACUCGCUGACGUUUGUGACGCGGUGCGACCUCUGCCAGGAUCCGAUCCCGCCGACGCAGAGCCGCUUCCACUGCUUCGAGUGCGUCAGCUCGGUGGAGCCGGACACGCAGCCGGGCGACUACGACGUGUGCGUGUCGUGCUACACCAACCUGGUGCGGGAGCGGCAAAUCAGCGCGGAGAACGGCCUGGCGGGGUGGCGGAGGUGCCUGGCGGGCCACAGGAUGGUGGUGAUGGCGUUCCAGGAGAGCACGGCGGGGCAGAAGAGGUACAUUGUGCAGGACCUGGAGGGCCGGAUGCUGGGCCGGCUGGUGACGACGGACGUGGCGGCCGCGGCGCCGGCGGUGGUGGAUGCGCGGGAGGGCGGGGCGCCGCUGGACGGGCUGGUCAUGGUGUCGGCGCAACAGCAGCAGCACGGUUUCCCGCCGGACGGGGGUGCGGGUCGGUGGCGCGGGCGCGGUGGGGGUGGCUCCCGUGCAGGGGCGGCCGGUGGCGGAGGACGAGCUGUACUUUCCGCGGAAUGCGGAGAUUCGCGAGUUCCCCGUGAUGCUGCGGAGGAAUAUCCUCCAAAGGGUGUCCGCGCCUUUGCGAGCGCCGCGAUCCCUCCGCGGGAGCCUACCGCCCACACGAUAGGGGUUUCCAAGGCCCAGGGCGUGGCCAAUGGCUUGACUGAGGCGAUCGGCAACACUCCCCUCAUCCGCCUCAACCACCUCUCCAACGAAACGGGCUGCAACGUCCUCGGCAAAGCCGAGUUCAUGAACCCCGGCGGCUCCAUCAAGGACCGCGCCGCUCUCUACGUCGUCAAGGACGCCGAGGAGCGCGGGCUCCUCCGCCCCGGCGGCACCGUGGUGGAGGGCACGGCCGGCAACACGGGCAUCGGCCUCGCCCACGUGUGCCGGUCGCGCGGCUACAAGCUCGUCAUCUACAUGCCCAACACCCAGUCCCAGGGCAAGAUUGACCUCCUACGCCUCCUCGGCGCCGAGGCCCGCCGCCACGCCGAGUCCCUCGACAACGCCGUCUGGACGAACCAGUUCGACAACAUCGCCAACCGCCGCGCCCACAUCGAGACCACCGGCCCCGAGAUCUGGGCGCAGACGGCGGGGCAGGUCGACGCUUUUACCUGCUCCACCGGCACCGCGGGGACGUUUGCCGGCAUCACGCGUUUCCUCAAGACCGCCGUGCUCCAUUCCUACAUCACCUCGGGCGGGAAGCUGACGGAGCGCGCCGGCUCCUCCAUCACCGAGGGGAUUGGCCAGGGCCGCGUGACCGAUAACCUGGCCCAGGAUAUCGACCUCGUUGACGGUGCCCUGCACAUUAGCGACGAGAAGAGCAUUGGCAUGGUGUACCGCUGCCUCGACGAGGAGGGUCUCUAUCUCGGUGCUAGCUCCGCGCUCAACGUCGUUGCCGCCAAGGAGGUGGCCGAGAAGCUCGGCAAGGGCCACACCGUCGUCACCGUCCUGGCCGAUGGCGCCUACAGGUACGCCGACAGGCUUUUCUCUAGGAAGUGGCUCGAGAGCAAGAACCUUCUUAGCGCCAUCCCCAAGCAUCUCGAAAAGUACAUUGUUCUUCCUUAA